Molecule: messenger RNA, 4055 nt
Organism: Felis catus (domestic cat)
Lineage: Eukaryota; Metazoa; Chordata; Mammalia; Carnivora; Felidae
Product: olfactory receptor 52K2-like
Exons: 1
Coding region: 3070-4014 (314 amino acids)
Biological process (GO): G protein-coupled receptor signaling pathway
Cellular component (GO): membrane
Molecular function (GO): G protein-coupled receptor activity; olfactory receptor activity
Source: RefSeq, a predicted model, not a curated record
GAAUAUUGCAAUUUUGCUAAUUUAUUUAUUGGUUAUAUUAGGUAUGUUUGUGUGUGUGUGUGUGUGCAUACAAGUGUGAUAUCUUUAUGGUUUUCUUCUUACAAGAUCAAAUCAUCUGCAAACAUAGUUUUGUAUCUUCCUUCCCAACUUGUAUGCCUUUUAUUUAUUUUUCUUGUCUAAUUGUUAUAGCUAAUACUUCCAGAACUAUGUUGCAUACAAGCGAUAGAAAUGGGCAUAUCUCUCUUGUUCCUGGUCAUAAAGAAAAAACUUUCAGUAUUUCACUAUUGAGUACAAUGUUAGUACAAGGGCUUAUCAUAUAUGGUCUUUAUUAUGUUGAGGUUGAGGUUGCUGGUCAUUUUUUAUUGUCCCCUUUCUAAUAUUUAAUAAGAGUUAACUAGGAAAUACUGUCAUUCUUUCAAAUCAACCAAUUACCAAAGCCCUAUAGAAUUAUUAAAGGUAUCUAUAUUAGUAAGAAUCUAACCAGGACACAAAAAAAAAUUUGAAUAUUUAGGACAGGACAUCUUUAAUACUGAUAAUUAUUUAUAUAAUUAUAUAGCUUCUGAGAAGUGAAAUAUUAAAAAUAAAGACUCCCAGAAAUUAAGAACUAUAGGAAGCCAUACCAGCUCUAGGUCAGUGAAACAGAGAGGGGAACCAGCAGUUCCAGACUCAAAGAUAUGAGUCUCCCAGUGGAAGCUGAAACCAUGGAAGUCCUCUCUGGCAGGAUCUGGAGCCCUGGAGUAGAUGCAGUUGAAGAGAGUGAGAAAUAGGGAGAAAUAACCUGACUUUCCUUUCCUCUUCCCUAAUAUUUUCCUGCCAGUACCUACACUGAAAAAACCCAGCAUAAAUACAGAUGAUCUGUGAUCCUGGGAAACAUAGCCUGCAAUGGUCAAUGCUCCUGAAAUACAGAAAAAGGAGAAGAAGUUGAGGAAGGACAAGUUUAUAAGGAAGACAUAUUUAAUAUUUGCAUAACAUUGCAACAAAAAUGCACAUAAUGAUUCUUUUGUAUAUAGGGAUAAUGAAUAUCCUUUACUUGAUUAAACAAGUAAAAUUCAAGAGGAUUCAGUAAUAGAAACAUGACUAGAAAGUAUCCUGGAGCUUUAGUUGUUUUUCAGAACUAGAUAAGAUUCAAGUAAGUUACUUAAUAUCUGGAGACAUAUGGGGAUAUUAAUAUGGAUACCCUAAUUAAUUAAUAACCAUGUGCUUCUCUGAUAUUCUCCAUUCUGUCUAGCUCUCAUCACAUAUGUUGUGAGAAGGCAUUAAUUCGCAGUGCCUACAUGUGCUUAAACCCUAGAAGUGUAAUAAAUCAAGUAUCUCAAGAGACUCGGAGUCCAGAGACCAUCUCCUCUUGGUUUCUAAGUUCAGAGCUAGCUUGGGUGCAAUGACACUACAAGAUUGAUUCCCUUCAAGAGACCAAACUGUUCCUGAAGAGACUAGGAGAAAUUAUUGAAAUUGCUUAUAAUCAGACAACAUUCUCGAAGGAGGUGAUAGGUAGGAUAUUCCUUGCAGGCAUCUGGUCCCCCAGGAUAAGAGAUAUAAUGAAACUUGCUGUAGUAUAGCAUAUAUUAAGCUGACCUUCACGGUGAACAAUGGGACCAUCUCAUUAUAGAGGUAAGAUAACCUGGUUACAAGCUGCAGAGUUGUAGUUGAGUUGGGAUUGGAAAACUCAAUGCUUCCAUAAGAAGGGAAUGAUGGAACCUAGGAUGGGGUUCUAGGUCCAGUCUUAAGUAGUGAAGACAACACUUGUGGCUCUCUGAAAGAUGGUUGAACUUCUUGACAAAAAAUAAGGUAGAAAAAGAUGAACUCAAUAUUUAAGCUGAAAUGAACAGUUCGUUCAUUCAUAAUUUUUGUUAGUCUACUUCUAGGAUUUAGUCCUAAACUGAACUGGUCAAAACAUUUUUUUAAAAAUAAUUCUUACUUUUAUUCAGAGUGAAAGGAUACUUAAUGUUAUAAAAGCUCACCAUAUUUCAAUAUUUGAACCGAAAUAAUUAUUUAUCAAUUCAAAAUUUAGUAUUGUUAGGAUAUCCUUCCAAAAUAAUUGCUCACAAACUCUAAGGAGUGAUUUCUGGUAAGCCGAUUUCUGGAAAUCAAGAGUUGCAUUUAAAAGUUUGCUUAAGGAAUCAGACCUCUAAACCCAGACAGCAAACUGAUGGUUGCUAGAGGGAAAGGGGUAGGAGAUGGAAGAUAGAGCCUUCCAGUUAUGGAAUGAAUAAGUUAUAGGAAUAAAAGGCACAGCAUUGGGCAUAUAGGGAAAAAAAUUUAGCUUUGGAAACAGAAGUCAGUGUGAAGUGUACUGUGUGAUUGAAGAAUGUAUUAUUCACCUUCUGGAAGAAUUUGAUUGAUCUUUUACAAAACAACACAAAUAUCUGGUAAUCUGAAUACCCAUGUUUUCCAGACUUAGUCAUUUUUUCUAUUGGAUAGUCCUUUGCUAAGUGAUUUUCUUAUUGUUCAGUUGAGCUGAUUUUAUGAAGAUAAGGGUCCUUGAUUUAUUAGCUCAAUGACUCACCUUUAAAAAUAGGACCAGUUUGGUUCAUACUUCUUUAUUCUCCUUUUUUUUAGCUAAUUUCCCCAAUUGUUCUUUAGUAUUUCCCAAGUCACCUUUUCAUUAUAUCUAUAAGCCCUAUCAUUGAGAAGGGGGUGAGAGAGGUUAAAUAUCACAAAUCACUGAUCUCAAUCAUGAUGGUUGGACUUACCCUUUUUUGCUUGUCUCAAAUUGUAGAAAAUUAUAUCUUCAUACUCAGCAAUAUAUCACCUGUUACCUCUCUAAUACUAUAAUACUACUGAAAUGCAUCUGGCUAACUGAACAACACUUUCUGGAAAAAAAAAAGGCAAGGAGAUAGAUGACAGAUAGAUAGACGAUAAAUAGAUACUUUUCUACUAAUUUUUCUUACCCAAAAAAGCACAAUCCCAUGUAUUUGAUGCAUUGUGAGAUUAUACUACUGAAGAAAUAAUUCAAUAACUGGCAUCUCUCCAAACCCAUAGUAAUGGAAAAAAAAACAUUGAUAUUCAUAUAUUUAUAAUCUUUGUGAUUUUUAAUUUGGACAGGGUCAUGGAAUAUCUAUUGUUUGCAUAAUGUUAAAUUACAACAGGACCAGUCUUCACCCUACCAGCUUUCUACUGCUUGGCAUUCCAGGAUUGGAGGCUGUUCACAUAUGGAUUUCUAUCCCUUUUUGUCUAGUCUACCUCGUGUCACUAAUGGGAAAUGUUGCCCUUCUAUUAAUUGUCAAGACAGACCACAAACUACACGAACCUAUGUACCUCUUUCUAUGCAUGCUUUCAGUGGCUGAUUUGAUUCUUACUUCUUCUACACUUCCCAAGAUACUUAGCCUCUUCUGGUUCAAUUACAGAGAGAUCUACUUUGAAGCCUGCCUCACUCAAAUGUAUCUUAUUCAUUCUCUGUCUACUAUGGAAUCUGGAUUUAUCCUGGCCAUGGCUUUUGACCGCUACAUAGCCAUUUGCCACCCAUUAAGACAUUCCACUAUCCUGACCCCUGCAGUGAUUAUAGGCUUCGGUUUGGGCAUUGUCUUUAGAGGAGCUGUACUCCUCAGUCCACAUCCCUUUCUACUGAGGUGGCUUUCCUACUGCAGAACGAAUGUCAUCUCCCAUACGUACUGUGAGUUUAUGGCUGUGAUAAAGCUAGUUUGCACUGAAACCAAGAUUCGUAGAGCCUACAGCCUAAUUGUGGCAUUCCUGACAGGGGGAUUGGAUUUCAUAUUGAUCAUCUGUUCUUAUGUCCUUAUUCUUUUCACUGUCUUUAAUCUGCCUUCGAAAGCUGCCCGCCUCAAGACCUUAAGUACAUGUGUCUCCCAUGUAUGGGUCAUCUUAGUGUUUUAUACACCAGCCUUUUUCUCUUUUCUCACUCAUAGGUUUGGCCACCACAUCGCUCCACAUAUCCAUAUUUUUAUAGCCAAUAUAUAUCUUCUUAUUCCACCUAUGAUGAACCCUAUUAUUUAUGGUGUAAAAACCAAGAGAAUCCGGGAAGGAUUCUUUAAAUUCUUAAUAAUCAAAUGUGUUUGAAAGCAUAUAUUGCUGCUUUCAAGAUUCUCCCUUUGUCUUUU